GUGACGGCGACGUGGUACAUUCAGAUUAUUAUCCUUCAGUACUCCCUCGACAUGCUGAAGUUCAGCUGUCAGGUGUUUUUUGUCACAGACACCCCGUGCUCUACGGCAGUUAAUUGUUUCGGGUGAUGGUGUGAGUCACCAUUGAGGUACCUAUCAGUAUGAGUUACUUUGUUGGGGUGUAUACAGUUAAGGUGAUUUAAAAAGGCAGUUUGAUCUAUUGGGAGGAUUGUGAAAGUAUCAUCUACGUACCGUUUAUAUGGCCUGGGUGGGACAGGUGCCACGCUGAGAGCUCUUCCAUGAAAAUAUCGGCGACAACAAGGUCUAACAGUGGAGCUGGUAACGAUUUAGAGCGUGAUGAAGAAAAACAAAACAAAGCUGCAAGUAAAUUAAAUAAAAAGCGUAAUGCCAUCAAAGAAUAUAUAAUAGAUUACACCGCGAACUCAAACCUACAUGGCCUGAAAUACAUCGGAGAAAAAGAGCGCACCCCUUUGGAAAAAAUAUUUUGGCUCUUUAUGUUCAUUUGUUGUGUGGUUCUCUGCGCUGGUCUUAUUAGAAAAGUUUGGAUUAAGUGGAAUGAAAGCCCAGUGAUAGUGAGCUUCGCUGAAAAUACUACACCGGUUUGGCAGAUUCCAUACCCAGCGGUAACGUUAUGUUUUGAAACAAAAUCUAUGCAAACCAAAUUUAAUUUUACUGCUAAUUAUCAUAUAUAUAACAGUACAAUAACACGACCAAACAUGCCACCGGAAGAUCGUAAUAUGUUCGAAGAUUUGACUCUAGUUUGUGAUGACCAUUUGGCUUCUGCUUCUGGAAGAAAAUUUUCUAAUGCUAGUCAAACAGUAGAAAAUAUUAAAUCGGUGGCGCCGAACAUAACCGAAGUAUUUUACGGCUGCAAAUGGCAAGAUAUACCAAAGGAAACAUGUGAAAAUCUCUUUGCUCCUAUACUCACUGAAGAAGGUCUAUGCUACACUUUUAACAUGUUAUCCGCUGACGAAUUAUUCAGAGUAGAAAACUUACACGAUGACUAUCCAUAUUUAGAAAAAGGUUUAUCUAGACCGGAUAACUUAAGUACAUUUUGGAAUUUGGAAAAUGGAUAUCCACCUGAAGCACCAAUAGAGACAUACCCUCAUAGGGGUUCGGGACAUGGUGCCAAAGCUGGAUUAACAUUUUUAAUGAAGACGAAAGAAAUCAAUUUGGAUUACUUGUGCAAAGGUCCCGUUCAAGGUUUUAAGAUUUUGCUCCACAAUCCCGCAGAAUUGCCUAGGCUAUCACAACAAUAUUUCCGGUCACCUUUGUCUCAAGAAGUAGUCGUCGCUGUAAAACCUAAAAUGAUGACUACAUCAGAUGGUCUAAAACCAUAUUCACCAGACAGGCGACAAUGUUAUUUCCCAAGUGAACGUUACCUGAAGUAUUUCAAAAUUUACACCCAAUCGAAUUGCGAAAUGGAAUGCCUCACAAACUUCACUUACGCCAGAUGUGGUUGUGUACACUUCGGCAUGCCUCAUGGACCCAAUAUGGAAGUAUGUAAUUCAGGCAGCGUAGCCUGCAUAAAGGCAGCACAAAUGGAGCUUGUACUAGCUGACAUAGAGCACGGGUUAAAAUUGGGCAGUGACAAUGAUACGCUUGGCGAGGCCAGACUUAUCGCGUCUAAAUGCAAGUGCCUCCCCGCUUGUACCUCCAUAGAAUAUGAGGCAGAGACCUCGCAAGCCGACUACGAUUGGAGAGCUAUUUACCAAGCCUAUCAAUAUCCUGUGCCGGAAGGAGAAGAAGAUAUGCUGUACGCCCGCGUGUUUGUGUUCUUCAAGGAGCCUCAAUUCAUCACGUCCAGAAGAUCUGAAUUGUACGGGCAGACGGAUUUCCUAGCCAACUGUGGCGGUUUGCUCGGACUUUUCAUGGGUUUCUCCAUUUUGAGUGUCGCUGAAAUUUUAUACUUUCUGACGUUACGUUUGGGCUGCGUUAUCUGGCGUCGUAAAGCAGAGAAAAAGAACGAAAAAGCGCAAGAUUGACUUCGUAAAACAAUUGAAUUUUAUUAAUCACGUUUCCCAAAAAUUUAGAUAACUAAAUUGAGUAGCACGAUUUCUAAAUACAACUCAAUUUACUCGCAAAUUUAAUCGAAAAUAACAUUAAAAUUUCUUGAAUUAAC
This is a messenger RNA of Chilo suppressalis (striped riceborer), 2140 nucleotides long. The record is from the annotation of a GenBank genome assembly. NCBI's taxonomy places the organism in Eukaryota, Metazoa, Arthropoda, Insecta, Lepidoptera, Crambidae.